CGAGCCGAACGCCUUCCUCCUGGACGAACAGCGUGGGGACGCACAUACUGUUGUGUGUUCGGGAUCCAAAGAAACGACUCUUUCUGCGACAUCAGCGGAUUCUAGCUGAUUCAGAAUGGAUUCCUUGAGUGCCGCUCAAAUCCGCCAGAAGUUUAUUGACUUCUUCAACCGCUAUGAGCACCAGUAUGUGCACUCUUCUUCCACCAUCCCACUGGAUGACCCCACACUGCUCUUUGCCAAUGCUGGCAUGAACCAGUUCAAGCCCAUCUUUCUGAACACAAUUGAUCCAUCCCACCCCAUGGCAAGGCUUCGCCGCGCAGCCAACACCCAAAAGUGUAUCCGUGCAGGAGGAAAGCACAAUGAUCUGGAUGAUGUGGGCAAAGACGUUUACCACCACACCUUCUUCGAGAUGUUGGGGUCAUGGUCCUUCGGGGACUACUUCAAGCAACUGGCCUGCAAGAUGGCCCUGGAGCUGCUGACGGAGGAGUUUGGCAUUUCAAUUGACCGCCUGUACGUCACCUACUUCGGUGGCAACGACGAUGCGGGCCUGGAGGCGGACUUGGAGUGCAAAGAAAUCUGGAUGGCGCUUGGGAUGGAUGAAGCGCGGAUCCUACCAGGUAGUAUGAAGGAUAACUUCUGGGAGAUGGGAGACACAGGCCCCUGCGGUCCUUGCAGCGAAAUCCACUACGACCGUAUUGGAGGAAGAGAUGCCGCCCAUUUGGUGAACAUGGAUGACCCCAACGUACUGGAAGUCUGGAACCUGGUGUUCAUCCAGUUCAACAGGGAGUCCGAGACAGUGCUGAAACCGCUACCGAAGAAGAGCAUCGACACUGGAAUGGGUUUGGAACGCUUGGUGUCGGUACUGCAGAACAAGAUGUCCAAUUACGACACUGAUCUGUUCAUCCCAUACUUUGAAGCGAUUCAGAAGGGUACUGGUGCCCGGCCAUACACUGGCAAAGUAGGCGCCGAGGAUGCCGACGGUGUCGACAUGGCCUACCGUGUCCUGGCUGAUCACGCUCGCACCAUCACCAUUGCGCUUUCGGAUGGUGGGCGGCCUGACAACACUGGAAGGGGGUAUGUUUUGCGAAGAAUUCUGCGUCGUGCGGUUCGAUAUUCCCAUGAGAAGUUAGGUGCUCAGAAAGGGUUUUUUGCAUCAUUGGUCGAUGUGGUCGUCAAUUCUCUGGGUGAAGCAUUUCCUGAAUUGAAGAAAGACCCAGAAAUUGUCAAGGACAUCAUAAAUGAGGAAGAAGCACAGUUCCUCAAAACCCUCAGCAGGGGGCGACGUAUCCUUGACAGGAAGAUCAUGAGUAUGGGUGACAGUAAAACCAUUCCAGGCGACACAGCAUGGCUGUUGUAUGACACGUACGGCUUCCCUCUGGACUUGACAUCGCUGAUUGCAGAGGAGAAAGGCAUGCAGGUGGAUUUAGCUUCCUUUGAGGAGGAAAAGAAAGCUGCGCAGUUAAAGUCCCAAGGUAAAGGAGCAGGAGACGUGGACCACAUCAUGUUGGACAUCUAUGCUAUUGAAGAGCUGAGAAAUAAGAACAUCCCCGCCACAGACGAUUCUCCCAAAUACAAAUACACCUCAGAUGAAAACGGCACCUACAAGUUCCAACAGGCAUCUGCCACCGUAUUGGCCCUGCGUCACGACCGCGCUUUCUGCGAACAAGUGACCACAGGACAGAAGUGUGGUGUGCUGCUGGAUCAGACGUCUUUCUAUGCAGAGCAGGGCGGACAGACAUUUGAUGAAGGCUACAUACUUCGAGAAGAUGAUAACACAGAGGAUCGAAUGGAGUUUUCGGUGAAGAACACACAGGUUAGAGGAGGUUACGUCCUCCACGUGGGCACCGUUUACGGAACAAUGAAGGUCGGAGACCGUGUCACCUUACAUGUAGACGAGGCUCGCCGCAGGCCCAUCAUGAGCAACCAUACAGCUACGCACAUCCUCAACUUUGCUCUUAGGGGAGUUUUGGGCGAGGCAGACCAAAGGGGCUCCUUGGUGGCGUCGGACCGACUUCGGUUUGACUUCACUGCUAAAGGCGCCCUUAGCACGGGGGAGGUCCGUCGGACCGAAGAGAUUGCUUGCGCUAUGAUAAGAGAUGCCAAGCCCGUUUACGCCCUUGAAGCCUCCUUGGCACAAGCCAAGGCUAUUCAGGGUCUGCGUGCAGUGUUUGAUGAGACGUACCCCGACCCGGUGAGGGUUGUGUCCAUCGGCGUUCCGGUUCAGGACUUGCUGGAUGACCCCAACAGUGCCGCUGGUUCCCUUACCUCCAUUGAGUUUUGUGGUGGAACCCAUCUGCAGAACUCUGCUCAUGCUGCGCCGUUUGUCAUCGUCUCAGAAGAGGCCAUCGCUAAGGGCAUCCGUCGCAUUGUUGCGGUGACGGGAAGCGAGGCCCAGAAGGCUCAGAGGAAAGCCGACACACUGAAGCAAGCUCUAGGUUCCCUCGCAGACAAAGUGAAGCAGCAGACAGUACCCAACAAGGACGUCCAGAAAGAUAUUGCAGACAUGACAGAGUCGAUAGGCACUGCAGUGAUCUCCCAGUGGCGAAAGGAUGAAAUGAGGGAGAGCCUGAAGGGGCUAAAGAAGACCAUGGAUGACCUGGACCGUUCUUACAAGGCGGACAUUCAGAAGAGAGUUCUGGAAAAGACCAAGGAGGUGAUCAAAAGUAGCCCCAAUCAAGCGCUGCUAGUCAUGGCCAUGGAGACCGGUGCCUCAGCCAAGGCUCUCAAUGAGUGCCUGAAAGUGCUGAAGUCAAACUCCCCUGAAACCGCCGCCAUGCUCUUUGCCGUGGACCCCGAUGCCGGCAAGGUCAUCUGCUUGUGUGAAGUCCCUCAGGAGAAAGCUAAUCGAGGCCUGAAGGCAAGCGAGUGGGUUCAGGAGUUGUGUCCCCUGAUGGACGGCAAAGGGGGCGGCAAGGACAUGUCCGCACAAGCCGCUGGGCGCAACACGCAGUGUCUAGAGGAGGCGCUACAAAUGGCCAAGCAGUUUGCAACUCUCAAAUUGGGAGAAAAUUAAAAUGUGGGUCACAAGCGUGGAAGAGGAACCAGUCAAGAAGUUUCAUGAGCGCUGAAUGGUGGUGAUAAUGGUCGAAUGUUGGCGCAUCAUCUCAUAUGCUUCUUUGUGUCGAAUAUGGAAUGGAACUGUAAUUUGGGGGGUUUCUCACGCUCACUUUACGGAUUGGUGACCACUCGGAAGUGGGUUUGUUCAUAUAGCCCAAUUCCAAAUGUUUCUGUGAAAAUUACUCACUUGAUUCAAGUUCAUGGCAACAGAUAGGAAGGCACAGGCAUAGCACAGGCCUGCGAUCCAGAAAAGUGACGAUUCCGUUCAUCUCAUGAUAUUUGUACAUGCCGAACUAUCUUUGAAAGCACAUAGCUUUCAGGCAAAUGUCAAUUUAAAACUGUUAAAAAAAACUCAGUUAUUAAUGUAGAUCAGUCUAACAGUUAACAAUUUUGGUGUCACCUGUCUAAACUUGAGGCCAUGGCACCGUCCAUCUUGCAGGUCAUGGCUAGUUAGAUGAACUGUAGCUUUAUCGUUGCUUGUAAAAUUAGGAAGCCAUUAUUUCACAAGGCGUAAUGGUCGAUUCGAGAAAAUUUAUAACAUCAUCUGUCCUUUAUAAAUGAUCAUGUCCUUCAUUCAGGAUGUAAUGUCAUUCCUUUAUCACCUCAAUGCACAAUGGUUAUUAUUAUAUAUUUUUUUCUCAUCAAAGCAGUUAAAAAUGGAAAGAAACACUAUUACAGACUCUGGAAUUGGAAUAAAUUGUUCUCCUUU
Corythoichthys intestinalis (scribbled pipefish) is the source of this 3766-nucleotide messenger RNA. RefSeq names its product alanine--tRNA ligase, cytoplasmic-like. The transcript is spliced from 19 exons. Gene Ontology annotation, cellular component: mitochondrion; cytoplasm. The record is from RefSeq and is a predicted model, not a curated record. Lineage: Eukaryota; Metazoa; Chordata; Actinopteri; Syngnathiformes; Syngnathidae. Gene Ontology annotation, molecular function: alanine-tRNA ligase activity; ATP binding; nucleic acid binding. Gene Ontology annotation, biological process: alanyl-tRNA aminoacylation. The coding region runs from base 116 to 3013 and encodes 965 amino acids.